UGGAAGUUUCCUAUUUGGGCAACUAACCAAUUCUUCUUGUUGAUUCUUAUGCCUUCUCCACCACUUUAACGGUGGAACUUUCCUAUUUGGACUAGUGGUGAUUAUUAUUAUAUCAUCGUCACAAGCCACAACAAUAACAAACAAUCACAUCACUUAAAGGCUCAUCAAAUCAAUAUUUUGUUUUGUCUUUUCCUAGUGGAACACACAGAAAACACUUGUAAGAAAUUCCCAUACUCCUAAACUUUACUUCUAAUUUCUAUAAAAGGACGUACGACAUAUUGCAAGAAACAAAACAAAAACAAAAAGAAAUGAAAAUUCAGACAAGGCCUGUCCUGGUGGUGGUGGUGGUGGUAAUAAUGGUGUUUAUGAGCUCUUUUAAUGUUGAGGGAGGCGGGAGAGGGAUACACAGCCAAAAUCAGAGACUUCAACAUGUUCAAAAGGGUACAACCGUCAUUCCAUCAGCAAGAGGAGUAGACAACCAUCAUAACAUUCCAAGACAAAACUAUGAUAACUGGGGUGGCAAAGGAGGAGACGGUGGUGGCGACGAUGGAACCGGUUAGAAACACACAAGACAAGACAUGACUGAGACAAGGAAGCGCCUAAGAUAUGUAUGUCAGUAUGUUUGUAUAUGUAAAGAGUCUGGUGUAGUUUCUGGCAAUUAUUGUGUGCUUUAUGUGAUGUCUCCUAAGUAUAUAUGUGUUACUUUAUAAGAGUGUUUAUAUAUGUUAUAUGAUGUAUGAAUGGCAUUAAAACUCACAUGAAAUGAAACUAUAAACAGGUUGUAGAAAAA
This is a messenger RNA of Brassica rapa (field mustard), 790 nucleotides long. RefSeq lists its product as uncharacterized. Lineage: Eukaryota; Viridiplantae; Streptophyta; Magnoliopsida; Brassicales; Brassicaceae. The record is from RefSeq and is a predicted model, not a curated record.